AUGGUAUCCUUUUCGUGCGAGGAGUGCGGCGACAUUUUCACCAAGAAGAAGCUCGACCCUCAUCGCAACCGCUGCCACGGCGCUACCUUCACAUGUAUUGAUUGCAUGGUCCACUUCCCUGGCGUCCAGUAUCGCUCCCAUACUUCUUGCAUGACCGAAGACCAAAAGUACCAGGGUGCUCUAUACAAAGACAAGUCGAAGAAGAACAAUAACAACAACCAAUCCCAACCCCAAGCGUCCGCCUCCAAGCACGACAGCAACCCGCAACCUGCCAAAAAGUCCAAGAUGAUGGCCCAUCAAUCAUACGUCCAGGACGUCCCCGACGAAUCCCACUUCGCCACUUGGGCCGACUACGAGGGCCAGACCGAAGACGAACGUUCUCCCGUCGAGCAUCUCCCCGAGGCACCCACUCCUCCUCCUGCCGUUCAAGACCAGCGCUUCAGCGUCUUCGAUUUCCUCGUCGGUAGCGGCCACACCCCCAAUGCCUCCCACGUCGACCUUGCCAGGGACAUGCCGGCCGAAGGCGACAGCACUACCCUCGUCCGAUACGAACAUGAUUCUGACAAGCACCUCGCCGAUACCGAGCCCCUCAUCGCAUACGGCAGCGGACCCGUCCCUACCGAUGCGUACGUCACACCUGGGCCCAAGACGGAGCGUCGUCGUAGCAAAGACGGCGAAAAGAAGGAUAAGAAACGCAAGCGACUGCACAUUGAGGUUGCAGGCGACGAGGAGAUGACCGAUGCCCCUCCUGUACUUCACUCUGGACUCACCGGCAACCUCAAGAGCUUGAUGCGCUUCCCUCCGUCUCCUGAUUACUCGGGUGAUGCUGCCGAAGCUACUCCUGCCAGUCCCUUGAAGAAGUCGAAGCACGCCAAGCACGGAAAGAGCAUCUUGGACAUGAUCAAGGGCGGUGCCAAAAAGUCUAAAAAGUCGUCCAAGGACAAGGACAAGAAGCGCCACCGUCGCUCCAAGAGCCCCAAGAGCCCCAAGAAGCUCGAGUUCAACAAGGACGCUGCCAAGGCUGGGAGCGAGGGGCAGAUGAUUCUCUUCAAGCCCCGCGCUGAUGUGUUUCUUGGCUUUGUCAACAAGGGCCCCGAGAGUGACCGCGGCUGCAGCAUGAACAAGGCUCUCAAGCGAUAUCACCGCGAGCGCAAGGAGUCGGGUGCCAACGUCUCCAAAGUUAAGGACGAAAAGGAGCUCUGGCGAUCCCUCCGUCUGCGCAAGAACGAACGCGGUGAGAUUGUCGUCUUUGCCCUCGACGAUGAAGAGUAA
This is a messenger RNA of Akanthomyces muscarius, 1272 nucleotides long. RefSeq lists its product as uncharacterized. The transcript is spliced from 3 exons. The coding region runs from base 1 to 1272 and encodes 423 amino acids. Gene Ontology annotation, cellular component: nucleolus. Gene Ontology annotation, biological process: negative regulation of transcription by RNA polymerase II; rRNA processing. NCBI's taxonomy places the organism in Eukaryota, Fungi, Ascomycota, Sordariomycetes, Hypocreales, Cordycipitaceae. Gene Ontology annotation, molecular function: DNA binding. The record is from RefSeq and is a predicted model, not a curated record.